Messenger RNA from Aspergillus ibericus CBS 121593, 2131 nucleotides. It is a transcript of the gene ptcG, whose product is annotated as type 2C protein phosphatase PTC1. The coding region runs from base 104 to 1870 and encodes 588 amino acids. Lineage: Eukaryota; Fungi; Ascomycota; Eurotiomycetes; Eurotiales; Aspergillaceae. Gene Ontology annotation, biological process: protein dephosphorylation. Gene Ontology annotation, molecular function: protein serine/threonine phosphatase activity; cation binding. The transcript is spliced from 2 exons. The record is from RefSeq and is a predicted model, not a curated record.
CGGACUCCGGACCUGGUUUCAUACCACAGACCCAUAAACCACAAUCAAGCUGGCAGGGAAUAAGCGGAGAAGUUUUUCUAGCCAGGGUGGGUUGCUGAACAGAAUGUUCAGUGGCUCCUCGAGCCCACCCAAAGAUAGAAACGAUUCCAUCCCCCGUUCCGGCGCCAUUGACACGCCUCCCCUCAGCAUCCCCACCGAGGAACCCGGCGUCAACCAAAAGAAAUUCUCGCCCCCGGGCGGUUUUUUCACACGGAGGACCAGUGAAGAUCAGAGCUCAGGCGGCGAGAAGAAGCGCCGGAGUAGCACCGUCACCAAAGCGGCGUCCUUCUUCACCAGCGCUAAGAACUCCUUGAGCCUCUCGAGUAGUCCGCGCGAGCACUCCUUCAACAACUACACCAUCCAGGAACAGCCUGCCGUGCACAAAUUUGGGAGCAUGGACCCGGCUUUGACUGUUCCCCAAGGGUCGUUGAACAACUCGGCUGGUGAAUCCUUCCCCACCCCUCUUUCCUCGUUCAAAGUUGGCGUGACCGAGGACCGGAAUCGAAAAUGUCGCCGGACAAUGGAAGACACUCAUGCCUAUCUGUACAAUUUCUUGGGGGAUCCCGCACCGGUACCCCCUGUUGAGAAGAAGAACGGCAAGUCCCUAUCCUCGGAUGAGAACAGCAGCAAGUCCCUACCGAGCCCGGCUGCUCCCUCGCCCACCUCGCAAGGACCAGGUGGCGUUGUGGAAACGGACAACGGCUAUUUUGCCAUCUUCGAUGGACAUGCAGGGACCUUUGCGGCGGAAUGGUGUGGGAAAAAGCUGCAUCUGAUCCUGGAAGAUGUCAUGCGCAAGCAUCCCAACAAACCUGUUCCGGAACUCCUGGAUGAAACAUUUACUACCGUGGAUCAGCAGCUGGAGAGACUGCCUCUGAAGAAUAGCGGUUGCACCGCAGUCAUUGCCCUCCUAAGAUGGGAAGACCGUAUACCCAGCGUCCAAGCCACGUUGCUGUCGCCUCCCCACGCCCCCGCUGCCACUGCUCCCUCGAAGGAUGAAGCCGAUUCGGAUUCUGGCGACACACCUACCCAGGCCGCCAUGUCUAGUGAGUCAUCAUCUAGCCUUCUCAAAUUGCAGGACAAACCCAUCCGUCAGCGUGUCCUCUACACUGCCAAUGUUGGAGAUGCCCGUAUUAUCCUGUGCCGCGGCGGCAAAGCACUCCGCCUGUCUUACGAUCACAAGGGUAGCGAUGAAAAUGAGGGGAAACGGAUAGCCAAUGCGGGAGGACUAAUACUGAACAAUCGAGUUAAUGGGGUCCUCGCGGUAACGAGAGCCCUGGGUGAUGCCUAUCUCAAGGAUCUUGUGACCGGACAUCCGUACACCACCGAAACGCUGAUUCAGCCCGACUCGGACGAGUUUAUCAUCCUUGCCUGUGAUGGUCUCUGGGAUGUGUGCAGCGACCAGGAAGCGGUAGAUCUUGUCCGUAACGUGCAUGAUGCUCAGGAUGCCUCCAAGAUUCUGGUCGAUCAUGCUCUUGCACGGUUUAGCACCGACAACCUGUCCUGCAUGGUGAUCCGCUUCGAUCUCGACCGGGUCAGGAAGGUCGUCAACCGGACGGUGGAGUCCACCAAACCCCGCGGCGUUGAUGGAGAUCCCGCCAAGAAUGGGGACCGCGGUAUGAGCGAGGCCGACCAGAUCAUUGAAGGAGCCCGGAAGAGCAUGGCCAGUGCUGGAAUUGCCGAUGAUCCGGUGACGGCCGAAAAGGUUCAGGGUGAGAUGCUACAGAAGAUGUCCAAUGAUGAGGCUGGGCCGGAGCUGUCCGUCAACGAACACAGCCAUGAGCAGGUUGUGAACAAUUUGAAGACGCCAGAACCAAAGAACCCGAGUUCUUGAGCAUUAGAAUAGGGACUUAAAGGAACCUUAGUGUGUUAUUCUGCCACGGGAGAUAGAAAGACCGAGGCUACAAUCCUGGCCUAGGUCCAGACCAAUGGAGUUUCGCUGCCUUUUCUUGUCCUCUUCCUUCUCCCCGUUUCCAUACACCAGUUACUCUUCCAGAUCUUGUCGCUGGCGUUGAUCGCGGACUGCACAUCACGUCCUUUCGCGGGACUUUUGUCUCAAUCUCAUCAUGUCUUUACUUUUUCUUCUGAACUAGGA